Molecule: messenger RNA, 2748 nt
Organism: Mus musculus (house mouse)
Lineage: Eukaryota; Metazoa; Chordata; Mammalia; Rodentia; Muridae
Gene: Hsdl2
Product: hydroxysteroid dehydrogenase like 2
Exons: 12
Coding region: 239-1663 (474 amino acids)
Biological process (GO): cholesterol homeostasis
Cellular component (GO): mitochondrion; peroxisome
Source: RefSeq, a predicted model, not a curated record
GUUUCCUGGGUGUCGUUUGUAGAACUGCGGGAAGAACCGCCCAGUGCCCGGUGUGCGCAGGCGCACACCGUCUUGUAAGCUCUCGGUCUUGUAGGAUCUCGGUCUUGUAGGAGGGCCGGUCCCCGAGCGGGUCUCGGGGCGGGGCCCGGGGCGCGGCUAAAUGCGGAGAGAAAGUUCGCCUGUCACUCACAGCUCGCUGCUGUUCCACUGCCACCAAGUUCUCUGAACUGCGAAGGUCAUGCUGCCCAACACUGGGAAGCUAGCGGGAUGCACAGUUUUUAUCACAGGUGCAAGCCGAGGCAUUGGCAAAGCAAUUGCCUUGAAAGCCGCAAAGGAUGGAGCCAAUAUUGUCAUUGCUGCGAAGACCACCCAAAAGCACCCGAAACUCCUCGGCACAAUCUACACGGCUGCUGAAGAAAUUGAAGCAGCUGGAGGGACGGCCUUGCCUUGUGUUGUUGAUGUGAGAGAUGAACAGCAAAUCAACAGUGCAGUGGAGAAAGCUGUGGAGAAAUUUGGAGGAAUUGAUAUUUUGGUGAACAAUGCCAGUGCUAUUAGCUUGACCAACACGUUGGACACUCCGACCAAGAGAGUGGACUUGAUGAUGAAUGUGAACACCAGGGGCACCUACCUUACAUCCAAAGCAUGUAUUCCUUUUUUAAAAAAGAGCAAAGUAGGUCAUAUUCUCAAUCUCAGCCCACCCCUGAACCUAAACCCACUGUGGUUCAAACAGCACUGUGCUUAUACCAUUGCCAAAUAUGGCAUGUCUAUGUGUGUGCUUGGGAUGGCUGAAGAAUUUAGAGGUGAAAUUGCAGUCAAUGCCUUAUGGCCUAGAACAGCCAUUCACACUGCUGCUAUGGAUAUGCUGGGAGGAUCUGGUGUUGAAAACCAAUGUAGAAAAGUUGACAUCAUUGCGGACGCUGCAUAUUCCAUUUUCAAAAGGCCAAAAAGUUUUACUGGCAACUUUAUUAUUGAUGAAAAUAUCUUAAAAGAAGAAGGAAUAAAAAAUUUUGAUGUCUACGCAAUUGCACCAGGUCAUCCCUUGUUACCGGAUUUCUUCUUAGAUGAACACCCAGAUGCAGUUAUGGAGGAGAAAGAAUCAAAUGACUCUGUGCCAGAAGUGAAAGAAGAGAAGCUGCAGCUGCAGGAGGAGUCACAGCUACAGAAGCAGCCACAGCUGCAGGAGCAGCCACAGCUGCAGGAGAAGCCACAGCUGCAGGAGAAGCCACAGCUGCAGGAGCAGCCACAGCUGCAGGAGAAGCCACAGCUGCAGGAGCAGCCACAGCAACGGGAACAGCCACAGCUGCAGCAGCAGCCACGGCCACGGCAACAGCCACAGCCAUUUGUGCAGUCAAUGCUACCACAAAAACCACAUUUUGGAGCUGUGGAAGAAACAUUUAGAAUUGUUAAGGACUCUCUCAGUGAUGAAGUUGUUAGAGCGACACAAGCUGUCUAUCAGUUUGAACUCUCAGGUGAAGAUGGUGGUACGUGGUUUCUUGAUCUAAAGAGCAAAGGCGGGAAGGUUGGACACGGAGAGCCCUCUGACCGGGCAGACGUGGUGAUGAGUAUGGCCACUGAUGAUUUUGUCAAAAUGUUUUCAGGAUCUCUCUCUAUAUUCCUGGCUGUCCUGGUUCUUGCUAUGGAGUCCAAACUGGCACUGAGUUAACAGAAAUCAAUGCCUCCUAAGUACUGGGAUUAAUGGGAAAUUAAAGCCAACCAUGGCAUUUAUGUCAGGAAAGUUGAAGAUUAAAGGAAACAUAGCCCUAGCAAUCAAAUUGGAGAAGCUAAUGACCCAGAUGAAUUCUAGACUAUGAAGGACAAGAAGUAACAAUGUUGACUCUCCUCAGAAGUAAAAAGCUCAGCAGUUAGAAAUCUGUUGUCUCCCCCACUGUCAUGUAAGGACAUAUAAGUUUGUUCUAGAAAGAAGUAGAAUUUCUGUAUCUAUAAGAUUUGAAACUGUAACUAAAACAACUAACCAAUCACAUACAAGUUUAAUUAAGUGACAUCCUAAUAUAUUGUGGUUUUUCCAAGUUUUCCUCUCUAUGCCUUUAUUUCAUUCAUUGCUUUCUUGCAGAAAAGUAUGUAUCAUGAACAACCAAUUGGUAUCAAGCAAUAAAAUUAGCUGUUUACAAAACUUCUUAUGUAAAAUGAAGCUACUUUAUCUCCACAAAGACAGUUGCAUGAGGGUUGGGUGAAGAACUGCAGUAUCAUUUCUUUCUGUAACCCUGACUGGCUUGGGACUCACCCUGUAGACUAGGCUGGGCACGAACUCACAGAGGUCUGCCUGCCCCUGCCUCCUGAGUGCUUUGACUGAAGGUGUGCUCCACCACCACCUGGCGGUUUUUUUUUUUUUAAGGACUUUUAUUUUGCCUGGCUGUGUUUUAUGAACUUCAGUGCAUAAUACUUGCAGGCGAAAUCUUGUUUAACUUAUUAUAAGCAUUUAUACUAUUGAUACUAUUCUAGAUAUCUUAAAAUUUUCAGCUUUUCUUUUUUUUCCAAAUGGGUUAACCCAACUGGCCUUAAACUGGGGUCAGUCCUCCUGCCUCAGUUUUCUUAGUGCUAUUAUUAUAGACAUGAGACACAAUGCCUGGCUUUAUUGAGCUUUCAAGUACUAACAUAUAGAAAUAUAAUUAAUUUUGUGAGUAUGCCUUAUGCCCUACAGUAGUCAGAUCUACUCAUUACCUUUAGCAGCUUCUUAAAAACAGAUUCUUUAAAUCGUGUUAUCUUCAAAUAAAGAUGAAUUUAUCUUUU